Molecule: messenger RNA, 1696 nt
Organism: Anopheles bellator
Lineage: Eukaryota; Metazoa; Arthropoda; Insecta; Diptera; Culicidae
Product: aprataxin and PNK-like factor
Exons: 3
Coding region: 95-1204 (369 amino acids)
Biological process (GO): double-strand break repair
Cellular component (GO): site of double-strand break; nucleus
Molecular function (GO): protein binding; 3'-5' exonuclease activity; DNA-(apurinic or apyrimidinic site) endonuclease activity
Source: RefSeq, a predicted model, not a curated record
CGAAAGCGGAUUAUUUGCGUAGUUUGAACAUGAAAAUUCCAUCGACUAUUUCACGAGUUUAGUUUACGGGAAUUGUGCAACAAUCUACCUGAAGAUGGCUGAGCUUGUUCUUUACGAUAUCACCCAUAGCAAAACCAUUGCUGUGCCGGAAGAUGAUCAAAACUUUGGACGUCAUCUUUUCUUUGAGUGCGACGAUAAACACGUUUCGCGUCACCACGGGCUUAUCAAAUAUGUUAAGGAGGGAGAGAUAAGAACGAUUUUCAUCAAAGCACUACACCCAACCAAUCACUUAUAUUACCGCCGCAACAUUUCCGCCUCACUCCUCGAGCUGGCAAAAGACGAAAGCGUUUCGUUGAAAGUGGGCGACCAGUUCGGGCUUCUAGAAAAGUUCUUCUGGUACGAGGUGAAAGCAAAGGAAGAUGGAAUGAAUGAGGAAAACACACAAACUGCGGAACCAGUCCGGAUGAACAACAACGAUGCAACUACGCGAACUUCGACAACCAAACGCAAGCCCGAUGAACUUCUUGGUAGCUCUGAAGAAGCAGGGAGCAGCAAACGGAAUCGGGCGAACAGUGAGGAUCAAUUGCCUUGUUCCUCAACGUCGUCAGAUGUAACAGAACCCGUGGCUGCCAACGAAAGUCUCCCACAAAGUAUAAAAACUGAACCAGCUUCGCCCACGUCAACGGUAUCUGUAAAGCCUGAUCCCGAUGCCGCGGUUGAUACUAAAGAUGGUAUCCUCAAACCAACUCCUGCACUACCGGAUACCACACUGCGGCCAUCGUGUGAUUAUGGUAUACGUUGCUAUCGUGGUGGCAGGGAUCAUCGUGAUCAGUAUGCACAUCCGGGUGAUCGUGACUAUCGCAGACCAUACUUUCCGCCGGCACCGCCGGAUGCACCAUUCUGUCCCUAUGGUCCCAGGUGUUACAGAAGAAACCCGCAGCAUUUUGUCGACUUUCAACACCUCCAUCCGAGUAUCAACACUCCGGGAACUGCACAAGAUCCGGCAGCUACUAAUCGACAGCGUACUGCUGCAAGGUAUUUCGGGGUUGGAGGCAGCCCAUUGUCUGAUGAGGAAGAAGAGGAAGAAGACGACGAAUCAAUGUUCGAUUUCGGUGGCUCCUCGUCGGACGAGUACAUGCCAGGAUCGACCCACGAUGAUGACGAAUGGGAAUCCAACAGUAACGACAGCCUGGUUGAAGAGUGAAAUAAAUUGCAGGCGAUUGUUUGAAAGUACAAAUAACACUAAUGAAUGCAAAACUUGGGCCAUAGUUAAUAAAUUGUUGUGCGGAUCUUUCGAUGCUCUCAAGGUAACGAAUCUCUAUUUGAUCGCCCUAAGUCAUCGCAUUUUUCUGUUUUCUUUUUAGUUAAUUUCUUUUUAGUAUAAUUUAAAGCACAACCCAUUUUUUUAUUAUUUACAUUUAUUUUGGUUUUUUACAUCACACGGUUUUAUACAGUAGAAACAACGGACAGACACUCAAUUUGAGCAGUUUCGAGGUCAAUAACGUAUGCGAAAAUUUGGCAGAUAUCCGCCCGCAGGACCGCACCACUUGCCUUAUAGACUCUUUCUGUUCGUGGGCAGGGUGUGGUUAACAGAUUGAACAGCACACCCCGUACACUGAUUAGUAGAGUGUUAUCUCGAUAUUUCGAUAAUGAUAUCUCGAUAAUGGUUUGUGUCCCUGGGCGAUGGCCUUUUACC